Molecule: messenger RNA, 2842 nt
Organism: Leptinotarsa decemlineata (Colorado potato beetle)
Lineage: Eukaryota; Metazoa; Arthropoda; Insecta; Coleoptera; Chrysomelidae
Gene: kel
Product: kelch protein
Molecular function (GO): protein binding
Source: RefSeq, a predicted model, not a curated record
UCGAAGUGGUAUACACAUCAUAUUCAAGGUUACGAAUUUUGAGCCAUCGAACAUCAAAGGCGGCAUCAAAGCUUUCGCAUCUAUAUUUAAUCUGUGGUGUGGAUUGAAUUCUGAAGUUCGUAAUUUGGGUUGUAAAUAUUUUUCUUUUGAUAUAGUGAAGUGGAAACCUUUUUUGCGAAUUUUUAAUAACGAUAAUAAUAAACGUAUGGAGUUGGAUAUUAAUCAAGGGACGAUGGAAAGACAGGGUAGUUGUUUACUCUUACGGUCUGCAAGUCAAAAUUCUUUGGAUGAAAGUUCACAAAAGCACAUAUCCCAAAUUCAUCCGCACACCAAAGAGCGCCCUCCGUACAAAAAUCACCUCCAUACCCAAAAGGCUUUCGAUGUUAUGAAUGUUAUGAGGAAACAAAGACUUCUUUGCGAUGUCACCCUAGUAGCCGAUACUGUAGAAAUACCAGCCCACAAAAUGGUUUUAGCUGCGUGUUCUCCAUACUUUUUCGCGAUGUUUUCAAGUUUCGAAGAAAGUCGGCAAGACCGAAUAGUUCUUCAAGAAGUGGAUCAUCAAGCUCUUUCUCUCUUAGUCGAAUACGUUUACACCUCAGAAGUGCAUGUUACUGAAGAAAAUGUGCAAGUGUUACUGCCAGCAGCAAACUUACUACAGCUCACUGAUGUUAGAGACGCUUGCUGCGAUUUUUUACAGGCGCAAUUGCAUCCGACAAAUUGCCUGGGUAUUAGAGCUUUUGCAGACCUCCACGGCUGUUUGGAUCUUCUUUCCCAUGCAGAAUCCUACAUCGAAUUGCAUUUCCCGGAAGUCGUGGAGUGUGAAGAAUUUUUGACACUCUCACAACUGCAAGUGUCUAAACUGAUUUGUAGUGAUAGGUUAACUGUACCUUCCGAAGAAAAAGUAUUUGAAUGUGUUAUCGCUUGGGUUCAACACGACCUCGAAAACCGUCAGAAACAUCUAUCUUCUUUGAUGGAACAUGUUCGUUUACCGUUAAUGUCUCAAGAAUAUCUCGUGCAGCAUGUCGAAGAAGAACCUCUUUUGAAAGCCGAUCUUCAAUGCAAAGACUAUCUCAUCGAGGCUUUGAAGUAUCAUCUACUAAAAGGCGAUACGAAAACCUCCUUUCGUACCCCUAGGACCAAACCUAGACAACCAGUAGGCCUACCGAAAGUUUUGCUAGUAGUCGGGGGUCAAGCUCCAAAAGCUAUAAGAAGUGUGGAGUGCUACGAUUUCAAAGAAGAACGUUGGUUUCAAGUAGCAGAAAUGCCGACUAGGAGAUGCAGAGCUGGGCUAGCAGUAAUGGGUGGAAAGGUGUAUGCUGUGGGAGGCUUCAACGGGUCCUUGAGGGUGAAAACUGUCGAUGUAUACGACGCCUCUUCCGACGUUUGGACCAGCUGUGACAGCAUGGAGGCUCGGAGAUCUACUCUAGGGGUAGCUGUACUGAAUAAUUGUAUUUAUGCAGUUGGAGGGUUUGACGGAUCUACAGGCCUAAACACAGCUGAAAUGUUCGAUACACAAACAUGUAAGUGGAAAACGAUAAGCGCCAUGUCGACUAGAAGAAGCAGUGUUGGCGUUGGGGUCCUUUAUGGACAACUUUAUGCUGUAGGAGGAUAUGAUGGUGCGUCCAGGCAAUGCUUGAGCUCUGUCGAAUGUUACACUCCGGAAACAGAUUCUUGGACAUCCGUUCCUGAUAUGUGUUCCAGACGAAGUGGAGCAGGAGUGGGAGUCCUGGAUGGCAUUCUUUAUGCAGUUGGAGGCCACGAUGGGCCUCUAGUACGCAAGUCUGUUGAGGCUUACGAUCCUGCCAAGAGCAAAUGGACUCCUGUAAGUGAGAUGGCCCUUUGUCGUCGAAAUGCAGGCGUUGUAGCCAUAAGCGGCUUGCUGUACGUUGUGGGAGGAGAUGACGGAACCAGCAAUUUAUCCUCUGUUGAGGUAUACAAUCCAAAAACUGAUUGUUGGAUCAUGUUGCCCAGCUGCAUGAGCAUUGGCCGAAGUUAUGCAGGUGUGGCAAUAAUAGAUAAACCGAUAUGAAGGUCACCUAAUGCUGGCAAUGUGGUUUCAGUUUCGGUUCUCCCAGAGAGAUACGGAUGUUUCGAUGAGAACAGUAAUGCCGAAGGUGCUGUUGGCUACGAAACCCGUCAGUCUCCUUUACUGCACAGAGAGAACAUUUACGAAACAAUCUGCGUUGAAGCCAGUGCCAGCAAUGAUUUGGAGGAAAACAUAUAUGAGACUAUAGAAGACAUCAGGCAGCAACAAGUGGAUGCACAACUCCCUGAAGAUCCCACUUAUGAUUUGAAUAUUGAUCAACCAAGUUGCAGCAGCACUUAUGGGAGGAUUGGAAAUGCUUACGGUAGAAUCGAUAUUAUUGGGCAUGGCAUAGGACGAAUCGAAAGGCAUCUGUCUUCUUCGUGUGGUUCGAUCAACAGUAAUCAUUAUGCAAUUGAGAGUUUGUAUGGAACAAAAGAUGGCACUGGGCGCAUUAGCAAGGUUUCCGUUCAGUGGCUCUUGGCCAAUAAGUGGCUACCAUUAUGGAUUGCAAACACAGAAACUGGAAGGGAUUACAGGAUAAUAGAUUUUUUGAUAGCUCAAGGAUUGGAGAGGGGGGAAGAAGAAAUGAGAAAUGAAGAGGAAAUGGUAAAGGGUGAGGAAGAAGAGGAGCAACAGCUACCAGAAGAUAUAUAGUAUAAAUGUUUUCUGUUUGCAGAAGUAAUUCCGCUGAUUUUUGAAACUUGAAAAUUCAUUCUCACUUAUAGUAUUCAAAUAGAAUUUCAAUUGAUUGCAGGUUAAAUGAAUAGAUAGAUGUCAAUAAAGGUAAUUUUUAAUAUUGUAUUGAAAUUUUAAAUU